GUCGGUGCGCAGCCAUGUGCACUUGAACUAGGGGGCGGCCAACACGUUGUGACUUGCAGGGCAGCCCUGGGGAGGAGGGCUGGAACAAGCCCUGGUUCCUGGCCUUGCCCUUUCUUUCAGGUCCUUUGCCCUGCCUCAGUUUCCUGCAUACAGCAGGCUCCCAAGUCACCACAGUCCUCUCCUUAAGAUUUACCCUCCGUCUGCUCAGGCCCCGAAGUUGUCCCCUCUCCACUCUGAGAUACACAAAGUGGACCUUGGCUCAUCACAGGAUCAUGCUGAGGGGGUGGGGGAGAGGACAGGGACUGAGCCAGCCCUGAGAGCUGGGGGGGCGGGCAGCAAGCCAGGCUUGUCUGCAAGUGGGAGACCUGGCAGUACCCACAGAGUGACUCACCUUGGCACGGACACAAUGGUCAGGACGGGCACACAGCCUGCUGCCCACUGCACCCCAAUUCCCCUCACAUGCUUUCUGAGAAGGGCACUUGCAGCGGGGGGGGGGGGGACUCACUCUGCCCCUGGGGGCCUGACAGCCUGACAUCUCAGAAUAAAAGUGGCUCAGCCCCCUGGGGGCUGUGCUCACUGAAUGGCGCCCUCCCUGGCGCCAGCGAACAAGGCUCUGUUCAGCCAGUGCCCAGAAGAAGGGGCAGAGACCCAGGCAAGGCCAGAGGUGGCUGAGAGCUGGGGGGAGAGAGGGGAGGAGGAAGAAUUAUCUGCUUCCCAGAAGUCCCAGGACCCAUAGGGCUGAGGGAACCAGUGGUGGGGUGGGUGGCCCUGGAGCCGCAAGGUCCCAGGCUCCUGGCGGGACUCUGCAGCUUGAGGUACCCAAAGCCACACAGCCCCGGAGGCCUUUCCCACUUUCCCUGCCUGACGUGUGGGGACUUGAAGGAGAUAAAUCUCAAGUGGGAGAGCAAGGGCUACCAGGGGAACUGCAACAAAGGGUGCAAUGGGCCCAGCCAGCUCAUUCAUAACCACUUUGUGGAGCUGUCACAGCCUGGGGUCUGGGUAGGCCAGGCAAGGAGGGUGAGCUGUCAGAGACCCCUUCUCAAGCACUCCAUGCUCCCUCACUGGUCUGCCUACUGCAAGAGGGAGACCUCAGCUUACUCUGCAAAGACACGUUCCUGGCUGGGACCACCAGCAACACACAGAGGGCAGGAACAUGGGGGCGGUUGCUGUGCUCAGAAGGAGCACACCAGGGGACUGCUGGGAGUGGGCCAUUUCCCAGCUAGCAUGGGCUGGUUUGCACUUCCCUGAACUCCCAGCCCCAGGCUGGCCCUGAAGGAAGUACUGAGAGAGAAAAGACCUGGGCAUGGGAAAAAGGGCUGACAGGUGAGUCAUUCCUACCCUUUUCUGCCAAGAGUCAGGGUCUCCCCACUCCUAGGGUCAGGGCCGGGACCCACCACCCAGCCAGGAAGCCUGCAGAUAGGCUGUGGCCCAGCCCCACCCCCUCAGGCCAUGCCAGGGGGCGUUGCUAAGUCAACUGGGCAGUACCCACCCCCAACUACUCCUCCAUAAAGUCUGUGGCCCAGGAGCCUGCAGAACCAGCCAGGAUGGAGCGUAGACGUACCACCUCCCUUGCUCGCCGUUCCUACACCUCCUCCGCGGCUGAGAUGGUGUUUGGGGCUCUGGCUCCUGGGCGCCGCCAGGGGUCCGGUGCCCGCCUUUCCCUGGCCCGAAUGCCUGCUUCACUCCCGGCCCGGGUGGACUUCUCCCUGGCUGGGGCACUCAAUGCCGGCUUCAAGGAGACCCGGGCCAGUGAGCGCGCUGAGAUGAUGGAGCUCAAUGACCGCUUUGCCAGCUACAUCGAGAAGGUUCGCUUCCUGGAGCAGCAGAACAAGGCGUUGGCGGCAGAGCUCAACCAGUUGCGGGCCAAGGAGCCCACCAAACUUGCCGAUGUCUAUCAGGCUGAGCUGCGGGAGCUGCGGUUGCGGCUCGAUCAGCUCACGUCCAGCAGCGCUCGGCUGGAGGUGGAGCGGGACAAUCUGGUGCAGGACCUGUGCACCCUGAAACAGAAGCUCCAGGAUGAAACCCAUCUGAGGCUGGAGGCUGAGAACAACCUGGCCACCUACAGACAGGAAGCGGAUGAAGCUGCCCUGGGCCGCCUGGACCUGGAGAGGAAAGUUGAGUCGCUGGAGGAAGAGCUCCGAUUCCUGGGAAAGAUUCAUGAGGAGGAGAUACGGGAACUGCAGGAGCAGCUAGCCCGCCAGCAGGUGCACGUGGAGUUGGACGUGGCUAAGCCUGACCUCACAGCAGCCUUGAGGGAGAUCCGCACACAGUAUGAGGCCGUGGCAUCCAGCAACAUGCACGAGGCAGAGGAGUGGUACCGUUCCAAGUUCGCCGACCUGACCGACGCUGCUGCCCGCAACGCGGAGCUGCUCCGCCAGACCAAGCACGAGGCCAAUGACUACCGGCGCCAACUUCAAGCCUUGACCUGCGACCUGGAGUCCCUGCGGGGCACAAAUGAGUCCCUGGAGAGGCAGAUGCGCGAGCAGGAGGAGCGUCACGCCCGGGAGGUGGCGGGUUACCAGGAAGCACUGGCCCGGCUGGAGGAAGAGGGGCAGAGCCUCAAGGACGAGAUGGCCCGCCACCUGCAGGAGUACCAGGACCUGCUCAACGUCAAGCUGGCCCUGGACAUCGAGAUCGCCACCUACAGGAAGUUGCUGGAGGGCGAGGAGAACCGCAUUACCAUUCCUGUGCAGACCUUCUCCAACCUGCAGAUCCGAGGGGGCCACAGCAGCAAAGAAGGGGAAAGUCACCAGGUCACGAGACAGCUCAAAAGCCUCACCAUACGGGUUGUCCCAAUACAGGCUCACCAGAUUGUAAUUGGAGCCCCGCCGGCUCUCGAAACCAGCCUGGACACCAAGUCCGUAUCCGAAGGCCACCUCAAACGGAACAUCGUGGUGAAGACUGUGGAGAUGCGGGAUGGAGAGGUCAUCAAAGAAUCCAAGCAGGAGCACAAGGAGGGAUGAGGGAGGUGUGGCCCAUGGCUGGCCCUGCCCUGCAGAGGAGGGGCCUGCAGCAGGAGCAAGAUGGCCGCCUUUCUCCUCCCUUAGCCCAGUUCUCCUGGAUCUGCACGCCAUCUGCCACUCCCAUGCUAGCUUGCCACCCCAGGCUCCAUUGGCAGCCGUAGUUCAGCCGGAUGGCAUCCACCCUGCACCCAGCAACUACAACUAACAGGGCCCAGUGUGGAGGGGCAUGGCCAGCAGCCAGGGCACAAGUAGGGGGGAAAGGGAGACGUGGGGUGGGGAGUGGAAGAACCUGAUCAAGCUCAUCCUGGAUGCCUGUCGUGAUGCCGUUGCCAGAGCGAGAGUCCUUCCAGGCCUUCGGGUUCCUUUAGGCUGUUGGAGUAAAACCCAGUUUGGGAAGUCCCUGCAGGCCAGGGAGCCUGGAGAGGAGCUGGUUGCUGUUCUUCUUGCUUGGCCUUGGUUAGACUGAGAGUGGAUGGGGCCAGCUUGCCACCCCGGGACCCCCGAAAUGGUGAUUCCCGAGUCUCAGCCACCAUGUGGGAGCUUGGUUGUCAGCAUUUGGGGGGUCUACAGUGAAGUGGAGAGGGAAGGUGUGCUAGGUGUGGGUAGAGAGGUCAAACCCAUGAGGCUGUCCCCGACACUCCAUACAGACUGGGUAUG
Ochotona princeps (American pika) is the source of this 3620-nucleotide messenger RNA. It is a transcript of the gene GFAP, whose product is annotated as glial fibrillary acidic protein. The record is from RefSeq and is a predicted model, not a curated record. Gene Ontology annotation, molecular function: structural constituent of cytoskeleton. Gene Ontology annotation, biological process: regulation of chaperone-mediated autophagy; intermediate filament organization. NCBI's taxonomy places the organism in Eukaryota, Metazoa, Chordata, Mammalia, Lagomorpha, Ochotonidae. The transcript has 10 exons. Gene Ontology annotation, cellular component: cytoplasm; cell projection; intermediate filament. Bases 1545 to 2963 code for a protein of 472 amino acids.